Molecule: messenger RNA, 5688 nt
Organism: Strongylocentrotus purpuratus (purple sea urchin)
Lineage: Eukaryota; Metazoa; Echinodermata; Echinoidea; Camarodonta; Strongylocentrotidae
Product: sodium- and chloride-dependent glycine transporter 1
Exons: 14
Coding region: 196-2163 (655 amino acids)
Biological process (GO): sodium ion transmembrane transport
Cellular component (GO): membrane
Source: RefSeq, a predicted model, not a curated record
AUCAUUCAUUCACCGCACCGUUGUGAUUCAGUGGUGAACCGGCAAAUUAUCACAGCUGACUGACAAGACUUACCGACACGCAUGUACCUUGUGUAGAGAGCGCUCUGAAUAAAGAGAGACACCGGCGUGCCGCGGCACUCUCUGAAUAAACUCAGCGUGCUUGUCAGAGUGAAUGAGCUAAGGAAGAAUUUCAAGAUGCCCGGCUCGAAUUCCAAGUCCAUCUUCUCGAUGGAUAGAUGGAGGAAAGGAGGAAAAGAAUCCUCACAUGCAAACGGGAGUACUAAUGGAGAAUAUACACCUGUCGACAGGAGUGGGGAUGACGAGAAGGGGGACGAGUACGAGAAGCAUAGAGAAGCCAAUGUGGAUGUGGUAGAGGAGAAGCCAGAGGAGGAAGAUAAGUCGAGAGAAACAUGGGGUAGUGGGGUUGAAUUCCUUCUCUCAACCAUGGGAUAUGCCAUCGGUCUUGGGAACGUGUGGCGCUUCCCCUACAUGUGCUACGAGAAUGGAGGAGGUGCCUUCUUGAUACCAUACUUUAUAAUGCUGUUCAUUGUGUGUUUCCCAAUCAUGUUCAUGGAGAUGGGACUGGGCCAGUUCAGUAGCUUGGGAUGUAUCUCAGUGUGGGAAAUCAAUCCACUCUUCAAAGGAAUUGGUUACGCCAUGACGUUGGUGUCGUCCUAUUUCUGUUUCUACUACAUCAUCAUCAUGGCCUAUUCCAUCUUCUACAUGUUUGCGAGUAUGCAAUCUGAGCUCCCAUGGAGGGGCUGUAAUCACACAUGGAACACCCCAAACUGCUUUGAGGGCUCCUUAAGCCUCAACAAAACUCUCAAUUUGUCCGACCCCAUGUCCACUGCCACGCCCAAUGCCAGCGAAAGGGUCUGGGCGACAGAAGAAUAUUGGAAGUACUAUGUGUUAGACCAGACUGAUGGUCUCCAUGAUAUGGGUGUUAUCCGUUGGCAACUCCUUCUCUGUUUCAUAGCAGUGUGGAUCAUUGUCUAUCUCUGUAUCAUCAAGGGAGUGAAGACAUCUGGCAAGGUGGUAUACUUCACAGCGACGUUUCCGUUCCUUGUCCUUUUCAUCCUCCUCAUCCGAGGGCUAACUCUAGAGGGCGCUAUGGAUGGUGUCCUCUAUUUUAUCAGACCACGAUUCGACAAGCUUCUAGAAGCAAAGGUGUGGCUCUCCGCAGCCAAUCAGGUGUUCUUAUCGUACGGCGCCGGAUGGGGAGGGAUUCUUACACUGGCAAGCUACAACAAGUUCCAAAGAAAUUGCCUCAGGGAUGCACUGAUCAUUGUGUGUGCAGGGUCUUUGACCAGUAUCCUGGCAGGCUUUGUCAUCUUUUCAGUCUUAGGGUUCAUGGCCCAUGAUGCAGGGGUAGGCAUUGAAGAUGUUGUAUCAUCAGGACCUGGUCUUGCCUUCGUGGCCUACCCUGAAGCUCUGUCUAGACUGCCGUUUCCUCAGCUCUGGGCCUUUCUCUUCUUCUUCAUGCUAAUGACACUAGGAUUAGACAGCGAGUUUGUGACACUCGAGACGUGCAUUACUGCCUUUGUGGAUGAAUUCAAGGAUGACUACCCUUUUCUCAACAAACACAGGUUCUUUGUGGUUCUAGGGACUUGCAUAGGCAUGUUGCUGAUAGGGCUUCCUUUAACAAUGCAGGGAGGAGUGUAUGUCUUUGAGCUUUUCAAUUGGUAUUCUGCAGGCUUCACACCAAUGAUAAUAGUACUGUUUGAGGUCUGUGCUAUGUUAAUCUACGGUGGUAAUAGAUUCAUGAAGGACUUGUCUUACAUGUUUGGUGCCGUGCCUGUACCAUACUGGUGGUUCUUCAAUUGGUUUAUUGUGACUCCCAUUAUCAUCACGGUUAUCAUGGUCUUUGGCUUUGUAGACCAGGUCCCAGCAUAUUAUGAUGAUUACAUCUUCCCAGGUUGGGCCCAGGGUGUCGGAUGGGCGCUGACCAUGUCCUCAAUCUCUUUAAUAUUCAUAUACGCUAUCUACAUUGUCAUCAGGCAAAAGGGCUCACUUAUACAGCGUUUGAGAGUAUUGGUGCGUUCUUCCGACAAAUGGGGACCUGCUCUGGCCAAGAACAGGGAGCUAUGUGGGUACAAGCCAAUGCCAGUCUCGGGUACUGCCAAUAUAGAGUUAAAGAAAUUCAAAGACGUUGAAAAUGCCUGAGACCUUAAUUGGCUUCCAAUAAAAUUGACAAAAUAUCCAGUUUUGUGGGUUUAUUGAUGCCUUUCUACAAGGUGUAAAUAUACUUCUAAAUGACCACACAGAUUCAUGUACAAGUUUUUAUAUAUAUUCUAUUGAGCUACUUGUUCUUAUUAUGGGUUCGUUACUUCUCACUGACUAAUCAAAAUCGAAUCUCGUCCUAUGGACAAUCUUAGUGCUACGUUCUUGAUGAUUUAACUCUUGCUGCGCAGGAGAAGUUGACAUUUUAUGGAAAAUAAUGAUGAAGAACAAGUUUGAAAUUUGCUGAUCUUCUACAUGUUGCCAUUUUCCAAAGUGUUAUAUAAUAACCACCAAAGAAAAAGAAGAAAGAAAAAGGAGAAAUAGUCUUCCAUUUUAAAGCAAAGUAAUAUUAGAAUGAUUUUUUUGAUCCAUUUUAUUCAAGAUUUCCACAUAAUUAGCAGUAUACCAUUAUGUUACAUGUAUAUCCUUCCAUUGCAGGGAAAUUGACUAAGCGCCAUGAGCACCGAAAGGUGGACCUGUGCGCUAUACAAGUAGCCACUAUUAUUAUUAUUAUUAUUAUUAUUAUUAUUAUUAUUAUUAUUAUUAUUGUUGUAAUGAAACACAGUAGAAAGCGCAACAAAGGACUUUCGCAUAUUCAUUGGGCACUGUGGUGUAAGGUUCAGAAAUCUGAAAUGUAUUGCAUAUAUACAUCAUCAUAAAAAAGCUGCCACAUAUUUUUUUGUCCACGUCCUACCUGACGAGCCUUUAGGUUGGAAUAGUUACAGGGGGGCAUGGGGGACAUAUGCCCACCUACCAGGCCCCAUCGAAUAGGAAAUGGCGGGAGAUCGAAGUUAAAAGGAGAUGAUGAGCACCUUUCCUGUGCAUCCUUCCUCUGAUUAAUGGUCAUGUUAAUUUAAUAUGAAAAGGCACAUGCUUAUAUUGAGAAAAAAAAUGAUAUAAUUUACAAUAUGUAGAAAGAGAAGAUGACCUGAAUUUAUUAUUAUUAUAUAUAUAUGUUACUUGGACGGGUAGAGCAUUCGUUUAUAUAUAUUCACUGGAAUGUUCCUCGAUAUGUGAGGCCUGAUGUUGUCACUUUAUAUUGAAAGGGGUAAUGCACGUUCAUUAGCAGAUUUUGAAAUGACCCCCUAAUUGUGGAUUUUCAUUAACACUUUCUACAAAAAAAAUGAUCCCUUUAUGUGUAUAAACAGGUACAAAAUGGGCUUGAAUAUAACCCUAUUUGGGACUGAUUGAGUACCAGUACAAAUUUUGACUAUUUAUUUAUACAAAUAAACCAAAAAUGGUGGAGGUAUACCAUGACAUACAGGUAAUGAAAUUCCUUGAGUUUUAAAUAUUCACUUUAUUUUUGUACUUUAAAGAAAACAUAAGUUUUGAAUGGAGUUCCUUAUUAAAAAUCUACAUGCUUUGGUACCGGUGUGGCUACAUAAAUUGUACUAUUCAGGUGGAAACAGUAAUAACUUUAAUAUCAGUAGUCUUUUUUUUGUGAUGUAUCUGACAACAUUUUGCAUUAUGAUUUUUGUUAUAAAUAAAUUUGUAUAAGUGCUUAUGGACUACAUGAAAUUUUAAAAAAGCAAGUGGAACAGGAAUAACUUAUCACGCCAUUGUUUCUUUCCGUACGAUGUGUCUUACCAAAUUUCUAUAAUACAAAUAAAUUGGGAAUGUUUCCAUUUAUGUUGGAAAUAAUUUUUGCAUUUUUGUGAAACAUUUUCAAGUGCUUGAUUUGUCUCAUAUUGAGAUAAGGAAAGGACCAAGAUUUUUGUUUUUUUGUGAACAUAAAUAUCUGGCAUUAAUGAAGUUGAUUUGAUCCACUGCCAUUCAGUAUAUAUCGUCUGUACAAAGCCAAAGAGCCUUAACUCUGUAUCAAAACGUUUUUUUUCUUUUUUGUGAACAUAAAUAUUUGGCAUUAAUGAAGUUGAUUUGAUCCACUGCCAUUCAGUACAUAUCGUCUGUCCAAAGCCAAAAGGGCAUUAACUCAUUAUUGGAAAGGAUUAUGAUUUGUUGAGAAUUUGCUUGGUGUAUUAAGUGUAGAAUUUGGUUUUUGGUCAAUUAACUGGCAUAAGAGCUUUAAUUUUAGCAUACCAGUCAAAGGAGGAAUUUCCCCUCCUGUGUACCAUGUAACUUUGGCAGUGUAUUUGCUUGUAUCAACUUUGUUGGGUUUUUUUCCUUUGACUUUACAUAUGAUUUAAUUUGUGAUAUAGUUUGAAUAUGCUGCAACAUUUACAAGCCUUGUACAGUUAUCAAAUCAGUGCUUCCUACAAAUGCUCUUGAAUGCAACCCUUGAAUGUAACAGCAUAGUACUACCCUUCUUGCUUUCAUCAGAUGAGAUGGAAACACUCAAUUAAAUCUUAUGAAAAAUAGGUACAGUAUUAUAUACCUCUGCAUCGUUUCACAAAAUGGUCAUAAAUGCAUGGUAAAUUGUACGCAUUUCAAUUGGAUGUCAGCAACUUGUACUUACAACUACUUUGUGAAAUGCUACCCAGAAGGAUAAAUCAAAAUGAUAUUUUUACAGAAAUAUUGCAAUUUUCAGAAUUUGUCUUUCAGUCAUGCACAUCAGUAUGCAACUUUUGGAGUUGGCAUGAUGUAUCAAGCUAGUAGCAAAAUUAUUGCAAUAGAUAAACUCUCUCUGAAAUCAAGAUUAUUUGAAUGUGCCACUUGUAUGAUACAAGCAAUAACACGGGCCAAUAACUACGGUACCCAUUAUUGACUGGGGACCAAUCACGGUGGAAUAUUUGCUAUGUUUGGGAUUUCAUGACAGUAUAUGUGUGUGUAUAUGAUUUUAAACAUUUUCAGCUUCAAAUAUAACUUCAGUAAUAUUGUAUCAAAUUAUGCUCUAAAUAGCAAUUUAUGAGUAGAUCAGUGAUCUAUGAUAGCAUUCUCAUCUUGAUUUUUUUUGGUGAUUUUAGUGUACCGUAUAAAUAUAAAUCAUAUUUUUAGGUAAUUGGUUCUCUGUAGGAAGUUGUAACUGUGGUAGAAUAAAUCAUAAUCGGCAAAUCGGCAAAUAAUCAUAAUCAAGUGUGUGUUGAAAUACAAUUGUAAUCAACAAAUAGGACUCUAUUUUUCAAUAUUCUAUUUACCCAGAAACAAAGUCUGUCGAGUGACGUACACGACGGACGUGUAAAAUAUCACAAUACAUGAAAUAUUAUACCUCUCCUCAUUAUCACUUGACGGACAUGUGCGCUAUAUAAGAAGCCAUUAUUAUUAUUAUGUCGCAUUUUCUUUUGUCGUGUAACCAGUGGAUGUACAGUAUCUUUAUCUAGAAGAACGAGGUGCAAUCGUAGCCGAAGCAUUAAUGUAUGCUCUAUUUUCCAGACAUAUAUUUAAAAAGAGAUACUUCAAGCUUGUAUAAUUUGUUGAUACACCGAAUAUGGGUAAUAAAUUUAUGCUUUGUAGAAUUUACUAAUUAAACAAUUGACAACUCUAUUAAAAUGUUUAUUUUAAAUAUUGUUGAAACUACUGCUUUCUGCAUUUUUUUCAAUAUUAAAUUAUUUGUCUGGCAAUUUGGAAUACAAA